Chrysoperla carnea is the source of this 4449-nucleotide messenger RNA. It is a transcript of the gene ATP8B, whose product is annotated as probable phospholipid-transporting ATPase IM. The transcript is spliced from 17 exons. Gene Ontology annotation, biological process: phospholipid translocation; Golgi organization. Gene Ontology annotation, cellular component: plasma membrane. Gene Ontology annotation, molecular function: ATP hydrolysis activity; ATPase-coupled intramembrane lipid carrier activity; magnesium ion binding. Lineage: Eukaryota; Metazoa; Arthropoda; Insecta; Neuroptera; Chrysopidae. The record is from RefSeq and is a predicted model, not a curated record. The coding region runs from base 45 to 4334 and encodes 1429 amino acids.
AUUGGACUUAUAGUUAAUAAUAUAAAAAUAAUAAAAACAUUAAUAUGGAGAUAGAACUGGAAGUAUUUGAAGUGUACGAUGAAGAGCGUGGUGAUGGUGAAUGUACUAGAGGGGUAGGUAGAAGUAAUGGGUGUGGGGAUGACAAUGACAAUGAAAAGUGUAAACGAACAUCAAAGAAAAAAAAUAAACAUACACGUAAAAAACGUAAACAUAAAGAACCGUCCAGAAACAAUAGUACUUCAUCACCAUGUGGUUUAAGUGAUGGUAAUUUAAGUGGUGAAUCGGAUUCUAGUUUAAAUCGAACGAAUCGUGUUCGUAAAUCAUUACUUUCAUUACUUAGUAAACUUGUUAUAUGGCGACGACAUAGACGGUAUCGUACCGAAACACCACCGUCCAAAGAUGACUUCCAUAGAAAAUAUUCAAAUGUUGAAACUGAACGUCGUAUUCGAGCCAAUGAUAAAGAGUACAAUUCACAAUUUCGUUACGCUAAUAACUACAUAAAAACGUCGAAAUACAGUAUUCUAACUUUUUUACCAUUAAAUCUAUUUGAACAGUUUCAACGACUUGCCAAUUUCUAUUUUUUGUGCCUAUUAAUUCUACAAUUGAUUCCUGCUAUAAGUAGUCUUACGCCUGUUACAACAGCUAUACCAUUAAUUGGAGUACUUUCAUUGACAGCAAUUAAAGAUGCGUAUGAUGAUUUUCAAAGACAUAUGUCAGAUUCUCAGGUAAAUAAUCGAAAAUCCAGGGCUGUGAGAAAUGGUAAAUUAGUGCAAGAAAAAUGGGCUAAUAUACAAGUUGGUGAUAUAAUUCGUAUGGACAAUAAUCAAUUCGUUGCAGCUGAUGUUUUGUUAUUGUCUACAAGCGAACCUAAUGGCCUUUGUUACAUCGAAACAGCCGAGUUAGAUGGAGAAACAAAUUUAAAAUGUCGUCAAUGUUUGACUGAAACAGCUGCAAUGGGUAAUAAUGAUGCACUAAUUGGUGGUUUCGAUGGAGAAAUACUGUGUGAAACACCAAAUAAUUUAUUAAAUAAAUUCGAUGGAACAUUAUAUUGGAAAAAUAAACGUUAUGUAUUAGAUAAUGAUAAAAUAAUAUUAAGAGGUUGUGUUUUACGUAACACACAAUGGUGUUAUGGUGUUGUUAUAUUUACUGGUAAAGAUACGAAAUUGAUGCAGAAUAGUGGAAAAACCAAAUUUAAACGAACUAGUAUUGAUAGGUUACUUAAUUUUCUAAUUAUAGGAAUUGUAUUUUUUUUAUUAUCUUUGUGCCUGUUUUGCACAGUUGGUUGCGGUAUUUGGGAAUGGCUGGUUGGUCGUUAUUUUCAAAUAUAUUUACCGUGGGAUACGUUAGUUCCACAACAACCAUUAACUGGUGCUUUAGUUAUAGCGUUUCUAGUAUUUUUUUCAUAUGCGAUUGUUUUAAACACAGUGGUACCAAUAUCGUUAUAUGUAUCUGUUGAAGUUAUUCGUUUUAUACAAAGCUUUUUAAUUAACUGGGAUGAACAUAUGUUUUAUUCAAAAACGAAUACCAGUGCAAAAGCUCGUACAACUACAUUAAAUGAAGAAUUAGGACAAGUGCAAUAUAUAUUUUCUGAUAAAACGGGAACAUUAACACAAAAUAUAAUGACCUUCAAUAAAUGUACAAUAGGUGGUAAAUGUUAUGGUGAUAUUCUUGAUGAUCAAACGGGUGAAAUUAUAGAAGUUACUGAGAGCUUGCUAACUGACUACUCACCCAAAGACAAGUUAUUGGAUGAAGCUGAACAAGUGGGGUUUUCUACACCAUUACACCCAAAGAAAUCACAAGAAACAAAAGCUCCAAUUGUUACCUUCGCACCAAGCACAAAAGCUAACACAGAACCAUUGGAUUUUUCAUUUAAUCCACACUACGAACCAGAAUUCAGAUUUUUCGAUGAAGCAUUGCUACGCGAAGUUCGACAAAAAGAUCCAGAAACUCACAUGUUUUUUAGAUUAUUAGCACUAUGCCAUACAGUGAUGGCAGAUCAAACAGAAGGAACAUUAGAAUAUCAAGCACAAUCACCCGAUGAAGCUGCGCUGGUUUCAGCAGCUCGAAAUUUCGGUUUUGUAUUUAAAGAACGAUCUCCGAACAGUAUUACAAUUGAAGUACAAGAGAAAAAAGAAAUACACGAACUGUUAUGUAUUCUAGAUUUUAAUAAUGUUAGAAAACGGAUGUCGGUUAUUUUAAGAAGUGAAGGUCAACUACGAUUAUAUUGUAAAGGAGCUGAUAAUAUUAUUUAUGAACGAUUGAAACCAGGAAAUGAUGAAAUGAAAGAAAGAACUCAGGAACAUCUAAACAAAUUUGCUGGUGAAGGAUUACGAACAUUGUGUGUAGCUUAUAGAGAUUUAGACGAUGAUUUUUUUGCCGAUUGGAAAGCACGACAUCAAGAAGCUGCACUAAUUGUAGAAGGUAGAGAAGAACGUUUGGAUGCAAUUUAUGAAGAAAUUGAAAAAGAUAUGAUAUUACUUGGUGCAACGGCAAUUGAAGAUAAAUUACAAGAUGGUGUACCACAAGCAAUUGCAAAUUUAGGAUUAGCAGGAAUUAAAUUAUGGGUUUUAACUGGUGAUAAACAAGAAACUGCCAUUAAUAUUGGUUACUCAUGUCAUUUAUUAAAUGAUGAUAUGAUAGAGCUAUUUAUUGUCGAUGGAGUGACUCAUGAAGAGGUUGAACAACAACUUCGACAAUUUCGUGAAUCGAUUCGAAUUAUAAAUACUUUUCAGCCAUGCAAAUCUAAGACAGAUAAUACAGCACCAAAUGGUAUUGUUUCCAGUAGUACAAGUUCCUUAGAACAUCAUAGCAGAGUAGCUCCAUCCCCACAGCAAGAGGAAGCUACAAUUGUAGGACCACCUGCUGUUAGUGUUGUUACCUUCAGGUGGGACGUCGCGGAUAACAGGUAUACUGAAAGUGUCCUCGAUGCUAAUCGACGUUUUAGCAAUUUUGAUAGUUCUAAUCUCCCGGGUGGCUUUGCACUUGUUGUAAAUGGACAUUCAUUGGUACAUUGCUUACACCCACAAUUAGAAAAAUUAUUUCUGGAUGUUUCAUCACAAUGCAAGUCAGUGAUUUGUUGUCGAGUAACACCUUUACAGAAAGCACUUGUAGUUGAAUUAAUUAAAAAGAGUAAAAAAGCUGUUACGUUAGCAAUUGGUGAUGGAGCUAACGAUGUUUCCAUGAUAAAAGCUGCACAUAUUGGCGUUGGAAUAUCUGGCCAGGAAGGAAUGCAAGCUGUUUUAGCAUCCGAUUAUUCUAUAGCCCAAUUUAAAUUUUUAGAAAGAUUAUUACUUGUACAUGGUAGAUGGUCUUAUUAUCGGAUGUGUAAAUUUUUGCGAUAUUUUUUUUAUAAAAAUUUUGCAUUCACGUUGUGCCAUAUAUGGUUUGCUUUCUUCUGUGGAUUUUCAGCCCAGACUGUGUUUGAUCCAAUGUAUAUCUCUGUUUACAAUUUAUUUUAUACGUCAUUACCAGUCUUAGCAUUAGGAAUAUUUGAUCAAGAUGUGGAUGACAAACAUUCAUUGGCAUACCCACAACUUUACAAACCUGGUCACUUAAAUUUAUUAUUUAACAAAAAAGAAUUUAUGCGAAGUGCAAUUCAUGGCUGUUAUAGCUCUCUAAUUUUGUUCCUGAUACCAUAUGGGACUUACAAGGAUGGUGCCACUUCUGAUGGACUUGUGCUUUCUGAUUAUAUGUUACUUGGAAGUGUGAUGGCAUCUAUUUUGGUAAUUGUGAAUACUGUUCAGAUUGCAUUAGAUACAUCAUAUUGGACUGUCUUUAAUCACAUAAUGAUAUGGGGUUCGCUGUUAUGGUAUUUUAUAUUAGAUUAUUUUUACAAUUAUGUUAUUGGUGGUAUAUAUGUUGGUUCAUUAACGAUAGCUCUACAGGGUUUUACAUUUUGGUUUACCACUUUACUGACAACAAUCAUAUUAAUUAUACCGGUUCUUGCAUGGCGAUUCUAUUUUGUUGAUGUGCGGCCAACAUUAUCGGAUCGUGUUCGAUUAAAACAACGAUUAACACAAAUACGAUCGCGGCAUAGUUUAGAUGAACUACGAACACCAUCUGCACGUCGUACACGACGAUCAAUUCGUUCUGGUUAUGCAUUUGCACAUCAAGAAGGUUUUGGCCGACUGAUUACAUCUGGUAAAAUAAUGCGUAAACUGCCACAUACAGACUUUAAUAUACCGGGAAUUGGUAAAUUAGCUUUAAAUACUACAUCCAAUUUUCAUCAUCAAACUAAUGGUACCGGUCAAAAUCGUAGUGAAACUUCAUCAACACCUACUGACGAUAUGAGUCCACGUGCCCCUGUACAAGAUCUCGAUACCAUUAAUUUAUGAAAAGUAUUUUUUUUUUAAUUACUUACUACAAUUUUUUUUUAAGAAGACUGAAUAUAACUUGAGAAAUUAUUGUCAAUGCUAAUUUUUCACCAAAAAAAUAAAAUCUAUCUAUAAU